CUACUAGCCGUUGCUAGAGUCGGACCGAUUCAAGCAGUGAACGGUCCGUCCCUCUAAAUCUUCCGUCUAAAGAUGGCGGAGUAUGCAAACCUCGUCCGAAGGGCUUUGGGGCAAAUAGGAGGUCAUGGAGGCGUUCGGGGUUUUUUUCUUCAGCUGUUCAGAGUGAACGACGUGAAGACAGGAGCUCUGGUUGGUGUGGAUAAAUAUGGGAACAAAUACUACGAAGACAAGAAGAACUACUUCUUUGGACGACACCGCUGGGUAAUCUACACCACAGAGAUGAAUGGGAAGAAGACGCUUUGGGAGGUGGACGGAAGCAUGGUGCCAGCUGAAUGGCAUCGCUGGCUGCACUGUAUGACAGAUGACCCCCCUACUACACACCCUCCAGAGCCCAAGAAGUUUUUGGCUGAAGUCCACCAGUUCAACAUGAGCGGCACACCCCAGCAGUACGUGCCCUACUCGACCACCCGAAAGAAGAUUCACGAGUGGGUUCCACCCAAAGCUGGAGCUCAGUGAACUUUGAAAACUUAAGUGCUCUAAAUUAUGGUUUCCUGUCUCUAUAUCCCACCUGAAUAAAAUCUCUUUAUAGAAUUAA
Molecule: messenger RNA, 595 nt
Organism: Betta splendens (Siamese fighting fish)
Lineage: Eukaryota; Metazoa; Chordata; Actinopteri; Anabantiformes; Osphronemidae
Gene: ndufa12
Product: NADH:ubiquinone oxidoreductase subunit A12
Exons: 4
Coding region: 73-516 (147 amino acids)
Biological process (GO): response to oxidative stress; mitochondrial respiratory chain complex I assembly
Cellular component (GO): membrane
Source: RefSeq, a predicted model, not a curated record